UGUAGGGAUUCUUGGAAACUUGAGGAAUACUGCUUAGUUGAUUAAAGCUGAAGGAGUUCCUUGCAGCAGAGUAAAUAAAGCUCAUGGCCCACCACCUAGAAAGUAACUUUGCCAUGAAAAAGAGGACGUGAUAAGUUGUUCAACUUAUGAAAUUCAAGUUAUAUGUGAAUUCUGCCAGGCAAUACAAGGACCUGUGGAAUAUGAGUGAUGACAAACCCUUUCUAUGCACUGCGCCUGGAUGUGGCCAGCGUUUUACCAACGAGGAUCAUUUGGCUGUCCAUAAACAUAAACAUGAGAUGACACUGAAAUUUGGUCCAGCACGUAAUGACAGUGUCAUUGUGGCUGAUCAGACCCCAACACCAACAAGAUUUCUGAAAAACUGUGAAGAAGUGGGUUUGUUUAAUGAGUUGGCAAGUCCAUUUGAGAAUGAAUUCAAGAAAGCCUCAGAAGACGACAUUAAAAAAAUGCCUCUAGAUUUAUCCCCUCUUGCAACGCCGAUCAUAAGAAGCAAAAUUGAGGAGCCUUCUGUUGUAGAAACAACUCACCAAGAUAGUCCUUUACCUCACCCAGAGUCUACUACGAGUGAUGAAAAGGAAGUACCAUUGGCACAAACUGCACAGCCCACAUCAGCUAUCGUUCGUCCAGCAUCAUUACAGGUUCCUAAUGUUCUGCUUACAAGUUCAGACUCAAGUGUGAUUAUUCAACAGGCCGUACCUUCACCAACCUCAAGUACUGUAAUCACCCAGGCACCAUCCUCUAAUAGGCCUAUUGUUCCUGUACCAGGCCCAUUCCCCCUUCUGUUACAUCUUCCUAAUGGACAAACCAUGCCUGUUGCUAUUCCUGCAUCAAUCACAAGUUCUAAUGUGCACGUUCCAACUGCAGUUCCACUUGUUCGACCAGUCACCAUGGUGCCUAGUGUUCCAGGAAUUCCAGGUCCUUCUUCCCCUCAACCAGUCCAGUCAGAAGCAAAAAUGAGAUUGAAAGCUGCUUUGACCCAGCAACAUCCCCCAGUUACUAAUGGUGAUACUGUCAAAGGUCAUGGGAGUGGACUGGUUCGAAAUCAAUCAGAAGAAUCUCGACCACAGUCAUUGCAGCAGCCAGCCACAUCCACCACAGAAACUCCGGCAUCUCCAGCUCAUACAACACCACAGACACAAAGUACAAGUGGUCGUCGAAGGAGAGCAGCUAAUGAGGAUCCUGAUGAGAAAAGGCGGAAGUUUUUGGAGCGAAACAGAGCAGCAGCUUCAAGAUGCCGACAGAAGAGGAAAGUCUGGGUUCAGUCUUUAGAGAAAAAAGCAGAAGACUUGAGUUCAUUAAAUGGCCAACUACAGAGUGAAGUCACCCUGCUGAGAAAUGAAGUGGCACAGCUGAAACAGCUUCUUCUGGCUCAUAAAGAUUGCCCUGUAACCGCCAUGCAGAAGAAAUCUGGCUAUCAUACUGCUGAUAAAGAUGAUAGUUCGGAAGACCUGUCAGUGCCGAGUAGUCCACAUACUGAAGCCAUUCAGCACAGUUCUGUCAGCACAUCCAAUGGAGUUAGUUCGACCUCCAAGGCAGAAGCUGUGGCCACUUCAGUCCUUCCCCAGAUGGCAGACCAGAGUAUAGAGCCUGCGCUGUCACAGAUUGUUAUGGCCCCUUCCUCCCAGUCACAGCCCUCAGGAAGUUGAUUAAAACCUGCAGUGCAACAGUUUUAGAUACUUACUAGUGACUUCAAAGAAAAAUCAAGGAAAGACCAGUUUUCAUUUAUGCGAAAUCUGUGGUUUUGAAAUUCAUUUUGUUUUAUUUUUUUUACUUGAAAUUAGAUUUGGCUCUAAAGGUGGUGUAGCACCAGUUGACGAUCAGACUGAAGUUUCUAGUUUCUUGGGGAAAAAAAAAGACUGAUUUUGCUUUUUUUUAAAAAAUAAAUAUUGUUAGAUUUAUUAAAUAUUCUGUGCUGAAUGUGUAAAUUGUAUUAUAAUUCAUUGUGGUUUAUUUCUUUUUAGUCGGUGGUAUUAUAAUAAAUGGGGGUGUUACUGAUCUCUAUUCCAACUUUUUUUUUUUGACCACCUCUUAACCCUCAACUGUGAUGAUGGUAAUGUUAUAUCAUUUAUACCAAAGUUCUGCAUUAUCCCUUUUGACUUUGUAAUGUUGACAAGGUCAUAACGCACUAGCAAGGGAAAGAUAGAAAUUUGCUUUUAAUCUUUUUGCCUUUUAUUUUGCACAUUAUGCAAAAGGGAAAGCAUAAGAACAUGUUGUAAGUGAAUGAAACAUGAUAAAAAGACUUACAGUGCAUUUAUGCACACUCUGAAACUAAAUCAAAAUCAGUAUAGUUUCUUUUUGUUAAGGUUUUAACUAGAUGCGAAUCUGGGGGUCCUUUAUCAUUUCAAAAAUGACUAUUUUUCAAGUCUUAAAUUCAAUAUUUUAAACCCAAUGUAUUGAAGUUAAUGAAAUAUGAAAUUAUAUAAUGUACGAAACAGGGUUAUCAGAUAUCUAAUGAGUUUUAUUAGGGUUUUUCGUUUUUGCAGAUUUCAGGUUACAAACUGAGAAGUUUAUGCAUCAUCAAGUAUGGUAUGGUUGCCAGAAAAAGCCUAAAUUACUACUUAGAAAAUUAAGAUUGUUUACCCCCAUUGUCUUGUACUUGCAAGCUAACUUGUACUUAUUCUUGUGAAAGCACUGUCAUCUUUUAGUAGCAAAUUUUGAUAAUGUUUCUCGUGGGGAAUAAAUCAGUAUCUAUCUUUAGAACAAUGUAAUUAUGAUGUGGGAAGCAAGAGUGAGUGAGAGAGUGUCUGUAUGUGUGUGCGCGUGUCUCGGUAGUUUAUUGCCAGCAAUCUUUGCUUGAAUGUUUAACGAUGCCUUCAGUGUGAUGCUGGCCAAUAGCUGAUUGCAGUUAAAAUGUCCUUACUGUUCAGGCUUGGAUAACUUAACAUUCCAUGGUGUAGCUUGUUUCUGAUGAGAUGACUGUAGGUACACUUUCUCAUCAUCCAGUCAUCUGUGGGAUACUGAGUUUUCUAACGUGCCCUUCUCUAUUUUUAUUCUGCGGUUAUGUUCAAAAUACAGUACAAUAUUUUAAAAUAGAUCAAAUUGUUAAAAAUGAAAAUUAAAAAACGUAGUAGAUGUGUGUAAGAAAACCUUGUAAAAUAGUUAUGAGUCUUACCCAGUAGCAACUUCUGGCAUUUAAGCAGGAUUCCAAUAUGUAAAUAUAUGUAAUGCAUUUAUAAUAAGUUGUGUGGUUUGUUCUGCAUCCAUACUACACUCUUCGCUAAAGUCUCAGUGCCAUCUCCUAAUGAGACUGACAUUUUAAAAAAACUGUAUGGAAUAUCCUUGACACUUAAAAGGAAUAUCCCACCUGCCUAAGUUUCAAACUGGGAAACAUUCGAAUUAUACAAAUGACAUUUCAGGAGUUUUACGUAUGAAGAGAAUAGGAAUUUUAUUGCUUGUCAUGUUUAAAAAACAACAUAUUUCAGAAAAUAAUUUUAAAUUACUUAAUUUUUUUUACCUUUAACUGAUUUUAUAAUUUUAAAUCAAUGUUUAAUCAUUAUUUUGGCCCUAGUUCUACUUAAGGAGUUGAUCUCAAAGGCACAAAAUAUGAAUUCUGCAAGAAGACUAUUUUUUAUUGUAGUUUUUGAAUGGAUUAGGAAAAGCCUCAAUUUUUCACUCUCUUAGAUCCUUUAAUGCAUUUUUAUUUCAUUCUAUUAUUUAUGCAAGUUAAAGUUCUUGAUAACAGGAGUUCUUACCACUGUAAAAUAAACUACAUAGAUGUAAGAAGUCAUGUAAACAGUUAAUGAGCUUACCACCAUUAGCAAAACUUUCAUUGUAAAUCAGUCUGUACUCAGCAAAUAAAAAUCAUUAUUAGUUGUAUAAACUCAGAUUACAUUUUGACUUUCAGGAUGUCACACUACUUCUGUACCUAGCAUUUCGGGUCCUUAUAUUUGCAAUGUUACACAAACUGUACUAUUUUCUUUCAUGUGCAGUUUGCAUGAGUAAACCAUCAGAGAAUAAAUUCUAUCUUUAAGUUA
Messenger RNA from Suncus etruscus (white-toothed pygmy shrew), 3992 nucleotides. It is a transcript of the gene ATF2, whose product is annotated as activating transcription factor 2. Gene Ontology annotation, biological process: regulation of transcription by RNA polymerase II. Gene Ontology annotation, molecular function: DNA-binding transcription factor activity, RNA polymerase II-specific; cAMP response element binding. The transcript is spliced from 13 exons. The record is from RefSeq and is a predicted model, not a curated record. Lineage: Eukaryota; Metazoa; Chordata; Mammalia; Eulipotyphla; Soricidae. Bases 147 to 1664 code for a protein of 505 amino acids.